AUGAGCGGCGACGAAAGCAUCAAUGGGCUCGCGGGCGGCUUCACCGAGUCUCUAGCAGAGGCCAACAUCGCUGAGCCCAAUUUCACGGCCGACAGCCCAACUAGCUACGAGAACCUGACGGGGGACAUGUUCCUCCGUCGACAAGAGCUUCUCGACAAGAUUACAGACCUGCGGUAUGGUAUCUUGUCCAAGAGCCCAGCGAGAGCAUCUUCAACUAUGUGCACACUGCCGGGUUCGACACUCGUGCAGAUCUGCUGCUCUGGCAAAAUCCGCCGGUCUAAGUGCCCUUGUCUCGACGGUUGUCGACACGCCGGGGCGCCCAUGUUGGCCACGAAUCGCGCCCUGGAGCUGUAUGCUCGCGGAGAGCCUACUCUGACCAGAGAUAUGGACAAGACUGCGUUCGCUGUGUACCAGAGCGGCGGAACAAUCGGAAACUACAAAACCCCGUGGGAGUUCAUAGAGAGUGACGGCGAGGGCGAGCGUAAAGGAUGGCGACAGAGGAACUUUGUCGAAUUCAUGCGCUAUCUCGGAGAAAUCUUCCGUCUGGAGUCGCCCCAGCCCGUCCAGGCCGACAUCUACCUGAUCAAGCUCAUCCUGCACGACUGGCCCGAUGAGGAGUGCGUCAAGAUUCUGCGUGGGCUCGUACCGGCCAUGCGGCCUGGUGCACGCGUCUUCUUCCUCGACUACGUGGGCAAGCAGGAGUCCAGGGACCCGUCUCCCAUGCCAACAUCGAUACAGCGGAUGGGCACAGCUACUGAUUUGAGAAUGAUGGCGCUCUUCAACGCCGAGGAGCGCCCUGCAGAGGCAUGGCAGGCGAUUUCAACUCUGCCGAUAGCCGCUUCGACCUUGUUCGCCUGGAAGCUAUAA
Metarhizium acridum CQMa 102 is the source of this 867-nucleotide messenger RNA. The record is from RefSeq and is a predicted model, not a curated record. NCBI's taxonomy places the organism in Eukaryota, Fungi, Ascomycota, Sordariomycetes, Hypocreales, Clavicipitaceae.